AUGACUGUAUUAUUAGGCAUCCAGCAAGUAGAUCCAUGGCUGCAGUUCAAUCCACAUAUUCUCUCUGGUUAUCGUCCACGCAUGUCUACUCGUGCCGCCUUACGUUCCUUCUUUACUUGGCAUAAUGAAUCUCUUAACAUUUGGACUCAUGCAAUAGCGGCACUCUUUGUGCUUUACUUGACUCUUUAUCCUCCCCGUGUAGAUCCCACUACUUCAUUUAGUGUUAAUAAUAAUAAUAAUAAUAAUAAUAAUCAUAUUAAUAUUAAUAAUAAUAUAAAUGAUGUUAGUCUGGUAGGGGCUCCUCAUUAUCAUAGACCGCAGCAUAUAUAUGAAACGGGUUGGAUCUUAAGUUCUAAUCCCACUAUUGUUUUUCAAUCAACAUGUGUGAUUUUACUUUUCAUAUUUCUCUGCAGUGUCAGUUAUCAUCUUUUUAUGCCUUGUGUGCGUUCAGAAACUUCUUAUAGACGUUUAAUGAAUUGUGAUGUAUUAGGAGUCAUUACAUCUAUUACUGGUACUUCCUGGAGUUUUCUUUAUCAUGGAAAUGCCUGUAGUUUAGAUUGGAAUUUCCAUUCAGGUGUACUCCUCUCUUUACUAUUAAUUUCCUUUCUGCUGGUGACGUAUAGUGUGAUCUUUGCUGUUCAAUGCGGGGCAAAAGGACGAGCAAAGGCGAUUGGAUUUCAUUUAUUUCUUCGACUGGGUUUAAUGCUGUGGAUAGAAGUGCCAAAGGUCCAAUCGCAGGGAUAUCAUCAGGCAGUUAAUUAUCAUGUGUUGAGUUAUAUCUUUAUAAUGAUUGGAGGGAUUGUGAAUGCCCUACGCUUUCCAGAGAAAUAUAUGCGGCAUAUACCACGACCAUCAUCCUUAUCUUUAUUAUUAUCAACAACAACAACAACAGGAGGAGAAAGAGAAGAAGGAGAAGGAGGAAUAGUAUUAAAUUCACGAACAGAGGAGGGAGAAAAGAAUGGAACUCUUUUAAAACAUACAGAAGGAAAGACAAGUGAUAUGAUGAUAACGAUGAUGAUGACACGUUUUUGGCGUUGGUUUGGAUUUUAUGUGAUCUCCGGUGAAGAGAUUGAUUAUGCGUGGAAUAGUCAUAAUUUGUGGCAUUACUGUGUGAUUUUAAGUGCGACAUCUAUGCUGUUGUCUUGCUAUUAUGAUUUGGAAGAGUUUGAAUUGGCAAGGUGUUGA
Messenger RNA from Trypanosoma theileri, 1185 nucleotides. Its product is annotated as adiponectin receptor. The record is from RefSeq and is a predicted model, not a curated record. NCBI's taxonomy places the organism in Eukaryota, Euglenozoa, Kinetoplastea, Trypanosomatida, Trypanosomatidae. The coding region runs from base 1 to 1185 and encodes 394 amino acids. The transcript has a single exon. Gene Ontology annotation, cellular component: membrane. Gene Ontology annotation, molecular function: signaling receptor activity.